Rubroshorea leprosula is the source of this 1226-nucleotide messenger RNA. The record is from the annotation of a GenBank genome assembly. NCBI's taxonomy places the organism in Eukaryota, Viridiplantae, Streptophyta, Magnoliopsida, Malvales, Dipterocarpaceae.
CCCGUGGCAGGGAUCCCUGCGGGGGGGGGGGGAGAAUUGCCAUCCCUAGUUUGGAGGGGUUGGGCACAUUCCUUUGAGACCUCUCUCCACUUGAGGAGCCCUCCUUUCUCUCCUUCUUUCCUUUGGAUCCCACUGUUUCUCCGCCCUUGCUGUUGCAAUUUGGUGCUCCACAACCCAAGGUGAAUCGAAGCUCUAUCAAAACAGAUUUCAAAAUCUAAUCCGCAGGCUCUGCUUGGUUCACGUAGGCUCUAUUUCAGUCGCUUACGUCUACUACUGUUGGAUGCCACUGCUGGGCAGCAAUCGAUUGUUUUAGCAAUGGCAGAAGAGGAUUUACAUUCGAUUUACAUUCCAUGCUUAGGCAAGUCCACAUAUUAGAAGAUCAAGAUGGUAUCUUCCCAUUUCAUACAGUAUGGAAUCAGGAAGAUGCAAACGUGGGAAAGUUGCGAUUGGUAGGAGCUCUUUAGGUAAGGUCAUGGAGGUGGAUGAAGGUUGCAGUAGGAGCUCUUUAGAAUUAGAAUCGACUUGGAGGUGGAUAAACCUUUACGAAGAUUUAAAACCUCCCAGCCAAAUCAAGAGGGGCAACAAUGAAGGAAUGAUGACUACUAGAGGAAUGGAUGAGACACUGAAUCAGCAUCCAGAUGGCUUGCCAGACAGUAAUGUUGAACGCUUGGUGGAAGUGCCUUUGGUACAUGAGUUCAACAACAUCAGCAAGUUAAGGGGGCAAGAUAAAGCUGCAAAAGGAACCAUAGGUCAAUGGAGAAAGACAAGACGUCGCGAUGAGCCCAUGUUGCACAUGGACAAACCCAUUCACAAUAAAAGAAAGCAUGGCACUGAGUUUCUAGAGGAGGAGAGAGCUUGUAAAGUGAUGGUGGACAAUAUAGGGAUGGCUUUAGCUCCAUUAGCCAAAGGCCAUGACCUUCCAGCAGGUGAGGACGCCCAAUUAGCUUCAGAUGCUUAUAGUAACUAUCCUUUCUACAUUGUAGCCCUAUUUAACUCAUACAACGAUUGCAUAUGCAAUCCUUAGUUACAAAUGGCUCUAUUUGCUUAAUUAUCUAAAUCCAUCAUCUAGUUACAAAUGGAUCUAUUUGCUUAAUUAUCUAAAUCCAUCAUGGGUAUAAUUUAAAUCUGUUAUUAGUGCUGUAGGUUAUGCUCUUCUUUUUAUGCUACAAGCCCUGAUUUAGAGAUUCGACUGCAAUAUCUUUUUUUAAUAUAAAUCUCUACUUCCU